ACAUCCACAGGCGCACCAAUUCACGCACCUGGUGUGUUGCUAGCUGCAGUGAGCUAUUGACCUGGAACAAUCGAAGCAACCUUGCAUCCGUCUGCACAGCGACAUUCCUCUUGGCCGCCGGCCGUCCCAGCGCACCACGAUGGCAGCCACAGACACAGAGCUCGCACGGGAACUUUCCGCGAUCAUCAAUUCCCCCUGUCCGGUCUCGUUGAUAAAAUUGGCCGGCAUCUUAUCUAGUACGGAUGCACUCACCGUCCGCGCCUGCAUUCGCCAGCAAUUCCCCUGUGCCGUCGCUAAGCUCGCUUCGAGCCUCUACGACGCCCUUCCUGUGUGGCAGUGUUGCGUGAAUAUCCUCGAGAGUCUUGCUCAAUCACUCGAGUUCAAGAAUGAACUACUCUCCCGUAACCCCGGGCUAUUAGAUGCGUUGCUCAAGAAGGCGAAUACAUCACAACAAAGCUUCGAACAGUAUCUUGGACUCUGCCUUCAGCUCCUUGCGGACCCUUUGCCUGAAGCUGUGCCUCUACCCGCAAGCGUCCAGUCGUUCUUUUUGCGGGUGUUGGACCAAACAUCACGCAAGCCGAACGUUCAAAAUUUGAAACCAAUAUACUACAUGCUCAAAGGAGCAUGUCGUGGGUUCCUAUCUCUACUGACCUUCGACGAAAAGCAGCUCUUUGAUGAGCAACUAUGCCAUAUUCUCAAGUCAAAGGUUGCUCCUGAAAACUUCAUGCUGCUGCUCUGGUGUUUCGGUAUUGCAAUCCUCGCAGAACAUCCAGAGCUUCUUGACAAUAAACCUGGAGCUCACGAGGGCCUUAGAGAUGGUACAGUGAACAAAGAUCUCUCUGUAGAAUGGGUCACUGCCGCAGGUCGAAAGUUGUUCGAAUCUCCACACGCCUGCAAAAAGACGAUCAAUCUGGCUUGUUUGAGCGUUAUCUGGGCCAUCAGAGAUGGCUCUAGCGUCCCAGAUGAUGAAGCAGUACAAGGCAUCAGAAUAGCAACCCGGGCCUUGCAGCUAGUCGAUCAGAGGACAUUAGAGCAUUGGGCUACCGCAGACAUGAACUCGAUAAACACGAUAUCAAAGCUUUGGGAGAAGAUCCAACGAUGCGAAGUGAAGCCCACAGUCCAACGUGAGGCUUUGUGCUUUUAUGCCGUUGUAGGCGGGCCGAAUAAGCUAUCUCCGGUGGUGGUAGAGACAUACGAGGCAGCGCUAGUGAAUUUGAAGGGUUGGUCCACUAUGGAGACUCAAACGUCGUUAUCGUUCUCGCUGCCUUUGUUUGCAGAUCGUAUGCAGCAGGCCUCCGUACAGUCUCUUCUCAGUCAGCUAUUGGAGAUCAAUCACUCCCCCGCUUCAGUUGAGCAAGUACAAAACGCAACAGUUUUGGUUAACGAAAUAGCAGCGAUAGCUUCACGGCAUGCAUCAUUCCGCUCCCAUAUAAUCACUGCCUUAUCUGAUCCCAGAGUCCAAGCAAGGAUCGAGGCAUUUCUUGCAUGCUGCACUCGGACCCAUGAAGAACACCAAGCGAGCUUCUGCCCGAGCCACAGCAGCAUCGUACAUCGACGGUUCAUCUCAGCAACAAUAUCUAUGUUACUCACUACUAUCGUUGCUGCAGAGCCGGAACAGUCUCCGCGCAUACCAUUGCGGUUAGCGACUGCAUUAGUUGAGAAACAAGGCCAGUUGUCAUUGCCUGCGAUACAAUGCACGCACACUCCUCGCCAACUUGCCCCCACGGUGUCCCUGUUUGAGCAAGAGUGUACACCGAUAUCUGGCCUUCCCUUGCAAGACUGGCGAAGUCGCCUCAAACAUGAACUGGAAAAUCAAGCUUCUUACCAACAGGAUUCACUUAUUCGGGCGGUAGCGCAGAUCUGCCAGGACUUAGAAAACCGAUGUGACAACGUUGAAGGCCCGCUUCGUUCCGAGCGGGAGAAAAUAAAAGCACUCACGGAAGAGCUACGCCAAGCUCAAGCAUGCGUGGAAUCUCUUGAACAGAAACGUAUGGACGACAAUUUGUUCCUUGGUACCCUCGAUGCAGAAAAAGCCCGGUUGGAGAAGGACAACGACGAGCUUUCCUCUAGACUGGAAGACUUACGGAUUCAGCUGGAAAAGUCUAAUUAUCAGGCGCACACUGCUCUUCAUGAAGCUGAAGAGGCUUACAACUACAAAGAGAUGCAUCUGAGGUCCGUCAUCCUUCAACACGAGGAGACCAUUGAGAAUUAUCAAAAAGAAAUACCAACACUACGCGAGAAGACGGUUGCACUUAGCGAUAAGCUUGCGAAAGAUGAAGCCGCAAGGUCUGAACUCGUCGGUCAGUACAACGAUCUGCAGAACCGUUUCGAGAAAGAAAAAGACAUUGUUGAAGAUCAACGACAGGAUCACGUCCGGCUAGAAGAUCAUUGCAACAAUCUCCAGGCUCGUCUAAGGGAAGCCGAGCGCGAGUUAAACGAAGGAAAGCAAGCUGCUGUUGAGAAGAAGGAGGAGCUAGUUCGAAUUACCCAAAAGGUUACUAUUUUGGAAAGUGAUCUACAACAGACAAGAACUAACUUGGCCAUGACCAUCGAAAGACUUGAAGAUUUACAAAUUCGUCACCACGAACUCGCUCAGUCCUCGACUAAAGCUUUGCAAGAAGUCGAGGCUCAAUGUGAAAGUGAUCUCGAAGCCGCGGCCUCGAAAGCUGCUGAAGAAUAUCAUCGUUUACAUGAAGCUUACGAUGACACUCGACAAGAAUUCGAGCGCGUUCAAGCAUCCAUCCCACCUCUUCAACUCCAGAUUCAGGAGCUUUCACAGGAAUGUCUCACGAAAGAGAAUGAGCUCGAGGGGUUGAGGGCCUGGCAGAUAAGAGUAUUUACCUCAAUGGGCUUGCCCGCGCCUGAACCAACUCCCGCCCGAUGUAUAUCGAAAGCUACGUAUCAGCAUGUUGAUGAUAUGCAACCAGGCUUGACUCAGGGAAUCACCAACACGGCCUUGGAUCCCUUAUCAGAUGCCUCGUUCUUGUCGAGUUCUCAAGUUUCGCGGGACGGGUCGACACCAAAGCGAUCGAAGUCGCGACACACGUCCACAGACCUCUCGGCCCAAGUGUCAUACAACAACCCUUGCAUGACAUCAAAGACGAUAAAAAGGCCUCAAGCGAAGCGCUCCGCUCUACGACCGAUAUCCCCAAAUCGGAGACUCACAACUGUCGGUGUUUCCGUAACUGAGCGAAAAGACGAAGCGGGUAGACAGAAUCUACCCUUGAGAAAGCGGCGUGGUAGCUCUCGAGGGAGUGGCGAAGAAGAUUUUGAGAUGUCCUUUGCAGCAGGUACGCCCUUCACCCCUGGAAAGUUCGCUGCAGGAACCGGGACAUGGCGGCAGGAAGAUGGCUCGAUAACAGAACUUUAAAACUUCCUGGACAUGGUUGGAAAUAGCACAAACGCAGCUCAUGUGUGUAUAGCGGAUGCUGAAAGACCAUGCGCCUUUUGAGCGAUCAUUCUUAGCUAUGAGACUGUCUGUACCAGCCACGCUGCUGCCCG
Messenger RNA from Paraphaeosphaeria sporulosa, 3501 nucleotides. RefSeq lists its product as uncharacterized. Lineage: Eukaryota; Fungi; Ascomycota; Dothideomycetes; Pleosporales; Didymosphaeriaceae. The record is from RefSeq and is a predicted model, not a curated record. The coding region runs from base 140 to 3370 and encodes 1076 amino acids. The transcript is spliced from 10 exons.